Messenger RNA from Brassicogethes aeneus, 774 nucleotides. NCBI's taxonomy places the organism in Eukaryota, Metazoa, Arthropoda, Insecta, Coleoptera, Nitidulidae. The record is from the annotation of a GenBank genome assembly.
AUGGGAAUUCCAGACCCAGAAUACUCUCACAUUAUGAGUUUUCGAAGACAAGUUUAUAUAGCGCCAAAAGACAACAUCUCCGAAAGUUUAAUUAUCAACCAUGAAGACACCUCAUAUAGAGUUUUUUUAAGCCAAGAUAGCCUCUCAUGCUAUAAAUGCAAAAAACAAGGACAUUUAGCUAUUAACUGUACAUCAACACUAUCACAAGACAUUACAAAUAUUCCUCGAAAUAACGAGAAACUUACGACUCAAAACAAGCCAGAAGAUCAAACAACCUCUUUAAACAAUGUGCAAUCACAGAGUGUAAUACAAGAUAAUACAUUAGAAGAUGAAUUAGCCGCUAUAGAGUCCAAUAUUUUAGAAAAAAACCUUGAAACUUCCACAACCUCUAAAAGGUCCUUGGAGCAAAUAUUAACACCACCAACAACAUCUGAAAAUUUCUUUAUGAACUCAGGCAAUGACCUCUUCAAAAAACCCAAUGACUCUAAAAGAAAAAAAACAAAAUCCCAUAAAGUACCCCAAGAUAUAGAAGAAUUAAUGAAACCCACCAAAGAGUUCAUCGAAAAGGGAAAUUUCAUACUCACAUAUAAUGAAAUAACAGACUUUCUAGAAAACGUACAUGGAUCACCUGACCCUCUCAGCUGAACCUCGAAAGAACCUCUAGACAUAAGCUUGGAAGAAGUACCCGAGGAAGUACCUCAAAUGAGAGUAAGAACACAACAAUUGUUUAAAGUGAAAUCAGAUUUGAAAAUUACUUGGCAAAGUGGGCAGUAA